Pungitius pungitius (ninespine stickleback) is the source of this 4675-nucleotide messenger RNA. RefSeq names its product ribosomal protein S6 kinase a, polypeptide 1 (gene rps6ka1). The coding region runs from base 710 to 2908 and encodes 732 amino acids. Gene Ontology annotation, biological process: intracellular signal transduction; positive regulation of DNA-templated transcription; peptidyl-serine phosphorylation. Lineage: Eukaryota; Metazoa; Chordata; Actinopteri; Perciformes; Gasterosteidae. The record is from RefSeq and is a predicted model, not a curated record. Gene Ontology annotation, molecular function: magnesium ion binding; protein serine/threonine kinase activity; ATP binding. The transcript has 22 exons.
UGGAGGAGGCAUGUGCAAAAAAAAAUGUGAGCAUGCCCUUACUUGGCUAAAGCUCUUCUUUUGGAGGCCUGGCCCUGUCUGUGGACUUCCACUGGCCCCUUGUGUUUAUUUAAGACCAUUACACCAGGUCGGUCCGACACGAGCUGCCUCUGCCGUCCUAGAUGGAGGUUGCAGAAGGUCCACGCUUCAACUUCGUCUUGUAAUUCCAGGAGGAUGCGUUUGCUCUGAAGUAUAUAUUUUCCUCUGAAUUUCCUCUGUCAUUUUGUCUUGACAAUCAUCCACCGGCAUGCAAUGGGUGUCCUUUCCUUCUCAGAAACCCCUGCGGUUUCCAACAGAGUACAAUCACACAGAGAGCUCAAUUAGGCUGAGUUUUGUUCAACUUCCCAUCAAAGUGUGUAAUGCUGCGGAGUAGACUUGUCUGGAGCUGCUCGCCUCUCCGGCAAUACAUUGUUAUCCUCCUCUUCCUCUGUCACUAUACCACUCGCCGCUGGGGUUUAUUUUCCUCCCCGAUAAAACCCUUCCUGCAGCUCUGUACUCUAUUACUUGUAUUGCUAUCCCCACUCACUCUGCUGCUCAUAUCCUUUUUUGUAUACUUCCUACUAUGUUAGUUUGCCAUUUUGGUAUUGCACACAGAAGGUGUUAGCUAACUCUUGACACCGAAGCUGCGUGCGAUGUUUGUAAGACUCCAGUGACAUGGAAACAUCUGGACAUGUGGAGGCUAAUAUUCCGCACCAAAACCCGUCGCACACAAGAGAACAAGUCUCAUAUCACCUGGAUAGAGAGGGAUUUUGCCAAUGUUAGAGUCAAGGAAGAUGGAAACAUCAAGGAGAUCAACAUUACCCACGUGGUCAAGGAGGGCUCAGAGAAGGCUGAUGCCUCUCAGUUUGAACUGCUCAAAGUGUUGGGACAAGGAUCCUUUGGCAAGGUGUUCCUGGUGCGAAAGGUGACCCACCCCGAUGCCAACCAGCUCUACGCCAUGAAGGUCCUCAAGAAGGCCACGCUCAAAGUGAGAGACCGCGUGAGGACCAAGAUGGAGAGAGACAUCCUUGCCGAUGUCAACCACCCAUUUGUUGUCAAACUGCACUAUGCAUUCCAGACUGAAGGGAAGCUGUACCUGAUCCUGGACUUUCUUAGAGGAGGCGAUCUCUUCACCAGACUCUCCAAAGAGGUGAUGUUCACAGAGGAGGAUGUAAAGUUUUAUCUAGCAGAGCUGGCAUUAGGGCUGGACCACCUCCAUAGCCUGGGCAUCAUUUACAGGGACCUCAAACCUGAAAACAUUCUUCUGGAUGAGGAGGGACAUAUCAAACUAACAGAUUUUGGCUUGUGUAAAGAAGCCAUUGACCAUGAGAAGAAAGCGUAUUCCUUCUGUGGUACUGUUGAGUACAUGGCACCGGAGGUCGUCAACCGGCAGGGACACGACCACAGCGCCGACUGGUGGUCAUUUGGAGUAUUAAUGUUUGAGAUGUUGACCGGAUCGCUGCCAUUUCAAGGGAAGGACCGCAAAGACACUAUGGGCCUGAUCCUGAAGGCGCGUCUGGGAAUGCCUCAAUUCCUGAGUGCAGAGGCCCAGUCUCUGCUCAGGGCUUUGUUUAAGAGGAACCCCACCAACAGGCUGGGAUCCUGUGCCGAUGGUGCAGAGGAGAUCAAGCGCCAUGGUUUCUUCUCAACCAUUGACUGGAAUAAACUCUUCAGAAGAGAAUUAAAACCUCCAUUCAAACCAGCAGUGGCACGUCCGGACGACACCUUCUACUUCGACUCAGAGUUCACCUCCCGCACCCCAAAAGACUCCCCUGGCGUGCCCCCCAGUGCCGGGGCUCACCAGCUCUUCAGAGGAUUCAGCUUCAUCGCAUCCACUCUCCUGGAAGAGGAGGAUUCGGUGGAGUCUGUGAAGCCGCCGCCGCACCCAGUGGUCCAGCAAUUACACGGGAAGAACCUGCUCUUCAGCGAUGGCUACAUUUUGAAGGAGGACAUCGGCAUGGGCUCCUUCUCUGUCUGUAAACGAUGCAUCCACAAAGCCACCAACACCGAAUACGCUGUCAAGAUGAUUGACAAGACCAGCACGGACCCCUCUGAGGAGAUUGAGAUUCUUCUUCGAUACGGCCAGCACCCAAACAUCAUAACGCUGAAGGAUGUGUACGACAAUGGUAAGCAGGUGUUCAUGGUGACGGAGCUGAUGCGCGGAGGAGAGCUGCUGGAUCGGAUCCUUAAACAGAAGUCCUUUUCGGAGAGAGAGGCCAGCGCUGUGCUUCACACCAUCACCAAGACUGCGGAGUACCUGCACUCCCAGGGGGUGGUGCACAGAGACCUGAAGCCCAGCAACAUCCUCUAUGUUGACGAGUCGGGGAAUCCAGAGUCCAUCAGGAUCUGCGACUUUGGCUUCGCUAAGCAGCUGCGGGCCAACAACGGCCUGCUGAUGACGCCGUGCUACACUGCUAACUUUGUAGCUCCUGAGGUGUUGAAGCGUCAGGGCUAUGAUGAAGGAUGCGACAUAUGGAGUCUGGGAGUCCUACUCUACACCAUGCUGGCCGGCUUUACCCCAUUCGCCAACGGACCUGAGGACACCCCGAACGAGAUCUUGAACAGGAUAGGCAACGGCCACUUCAGUCUGACUGGAGCGAACUGGGACACUGUGUCUGACGCAGCCAAGGACCUCGUUUCCAAGAUGCUACAUGUGGACCCCCAUCAGAGACUGACUGCUAAGCAGGUCCUCAAACAUCCCUGGAUUGUCCAAAGAGACAAGCUACCCAACAGCCAGCUGCCACACCAGGACCCCAAACUGGUCAAGGGGGCGAUGGCAGCCACCUACUCCGCCCUGAAGAACUCCCAGCCAACCCCGGAGCUCAAGUCCAUCGACUGCUCCUUCCUAGCUCAGAGGCGCGUCAAGAAGCUUCCUUCCACCUCGCUGUAGAGACUCACAGCAACCGACGGGCUCCCGGGAGACUGGACCCGACCGAGCACGCUGUCCGCUUGCACGGGGAUUCAAGUGUCCGCCCGCCUCUACCAGCCAUGGAACACUGACUGUUGCCCCCCCCCCUCCCUUCUUGUGAAAUCAGUUGUCCUGCUAUGGCGAUCAUCUUCCUUUGGGCUCAUCAGCUGCUGCAAACCAGUCUCUGUCGACUAGCUAAAGAUCGUGGAAAUAAAUUGAGGCUAUGAAGGGGGUGGGAAAAAAUGGCUGCAGGUUUUUGGCAAGUGUGUGUGUGUGUGUGUGUGAGAGAGAGACUUGGAUGCAGCCAUAAUCUUUCAGUUUUCUUGUAUUAUUGCUGUGAUUGGUCGUCAUCCGGCUUGCUGCACGUCUCUGUCAGUCUGCCUGUUUUGUUGUCUGUCUGUCUGUGUUCCUUUUUGCAAAGUUGAUGAGCUUUAUAUUAGCGGCUGUGCUGCCAAAUCAACCUGUGCCGACAGCACUAACCCACAAAACUGUCCAACUGCUGUUUGGAAAGAGCAUUGUUAACAUGAAUAUUAAACAUUUCUGCCAUAAAUGCCUCUUUUGGCUUUGGUACAACCAGGAUAUGUGGAUUCUGGGAAAUGUCAAAUGCUGAUAUUUUGUUUAAUGUCAAAUUCUGUUUAACAGAGAGCGUGUAUGUGUGUGUGUCAGUGGCAUGACUUGCAGUCAGUGUGUAUGUCUGCUGUCUUGCAGGAUCCUGUAGGGUCAUGUGCAUGGUCCGGUGAUGUGAUGAUGUCAUGUGGCUUCCUCGUUUCUCUUCGCUCACUUUUUCUCCGCUUGGGCACCCUGCUGGCAUCUAUUUGAAAUUACUAUUCUUUUUAUUACAACAAAACUAGUAAAAUAGGUGGCUUUCUGUGAAAGAGAAAACUUGCCCAAGGAAUAAUGUGGCAUGUUAAAAUUCUAUAUUUGCUUUUUUCUUUUCUUUUUUUCCAUCUGUGUUUCUUGGGUAAUGCAUAUUGAAUAAUGUUUCCUGUUUUGGCUGCUUUUGUUGUUAAUUGUUUUGUUGUUUUUCCUUUUGUCCAAAGAAAGUGGUGAUAAAUUAAUGAAAGAGACGCUGAGCACAUCCCAGUCUGUGUACUUAAAGCCGAACAGGUCUCUUUCUGUUUUGGGACGUAAAAGACUUGCGUCUUUAUUUGAGCACUCCAGCGCAAACCUCUCUUCUUCUUACCCUUAAAAAACGGUCAAAUCACUGGUUGCUAAUAUCUCACAGACCUUCACCAGUCUUGUGUGUAACUCUUUCAUGCAUUGUAUUGAAAUUCUGUUGAUUAGAUAUUAUGUUUCAUUCUAUUGACCUUUGAUUUGAGACAAAUAAGAAUAAUUGUGUCUCAUUGUCUCAAGUGACUUCACAUGAUGGGUCCUGCUUUCAGCUCGGUGCCUGGGCUCACGUGUGAGGCCGAAUGUGUUCCAUAGAUGACAUGUGAUGGAAAACCAAACGGCCUGAACUUAAGACCUGUGUGGCUAAAUGAUCUAUGAACCAGCUGUCUAGAAUUAUAAUUAUUGUUUGGUGGCAAAAAACGAUCCCUCCUUUUGACUAAAUUUAUGUUAAGAUGUUACUGUAUGAUAAAGAUGAAGAUUUUUAUAUCUUACAACUAUUAAAAAUUCAGUUGCUACAACAAAACGUCUGGCUUGAUCCUAUUUAGCUCUCCGACAAAGUAUUUUUUUUAUUGCACAACUUGUAUUCCGGUAAGAGCGAUUUGAGGUGUUAAUAAAACUGAGUCAUUUAGAUAUAGUAAU